AACAAUACGAGACGGGCAACAGUCUCUCGUCUCAUCCGUCCGAUGCUGGAUCCUCGAUCAUCUGUCCGUCGCUUUCACCAGAUUGUUCCCAUCUUCUUCCGCCCCUCCGGGUCCUUCUAACUGGCUUCCAUAUCGGAGGAGAAAGGGGAGCGUGAGAAGGCGAGAAAGAGAGAGACGAUGUGGUCUGCAAGGGAGGGCAAGGCGCCGCGGAGGAGCGAAUCGAUCCCCAACUCUAACGCUGCUGGAGCCGAGGCAACGGUGGUGGGCCCCUCCGCGUUCGCCGUUGACGGAGCCGAAGAGGACGAAUGUCUUCGCGCUUCGGCAUCUCUCUCCCGGGAGGAGGUGCUUCGCCGCCGCUCGCGCCGGUUGAAGCAACUGGCGUUAUUAUAUAGACGCCAAUAUUGGGCCCUAAUGGAGGAGGUCAGGGUAAAGCAUCGGGAUUACUACUGGGAGCACGGUGUUAGCCCCUUUGUGGAGGACGAGGAGAAGGAGGAAGGGGAGGAUAAGGAAGGCGGGAAGAGAGGACGAGCAACGGAGGAGAAUGGCGAGGAGACGGAGGUCGCGAGGGUAAGGCGUCGGGUUCAAUUAGGGUUUGACGAAGGGGACGGUAUCGUGGGGAACAUAAGAGAGAGGAAGCGGUGUGCGUUUGCCGGAUGCAAGUCAAAAGCGAUGCCUUUGACGAGAUUUUGCCAUCCGCAUAUAUUGGCGGACAAGAAGCAGACGCUUUACAAGCCUUGUUCUUUCGUAACAAAGAGGUCUUGGUCGGAGAUAGGGAGGAGGGAUGAGCGGGUUCCUUCUGCCGACGCUGACGACGAAGCGCGACGUCGAUAGCAUCAUACGUGAUACCCUCGACACGGUCCUCCUCCUCCGCUUUGGCCGGGCCGCCGAUUUCCUCUGCCUUCACCUCGACGACAUCCUCUCUAAGUCGGCUUGGAAGGUCUCCAAGUUCGCAAAUAUCGCGCUGGUGGAUGCCGACGCUGAGGAGGUGCAGGUCUAUCUCAACUACUUCGACAUCACCUUGCUUCCCUCCACCGUCUUCUUCUUUAAUGCUCAUCAUAUGAAGAUGGACUCGGGGACUCCUGACCAUACUAAAUGGGUUGGAUCUUUUUAUACCAAACAGGAUUUAAUUGAUGUCCUAGAGGCUAUAUUUAGAGGAGCAAUGAAAGGUAAGCUCAUCGUCAGGUGUCCACUUCCACCAGAAAGAAUUCCCAAGUACCGAUUGCUCUUCAAAGACGUAUAAGAGCUGUGUCCAUGUUAGAAGCACUCAUAGUGUAAUUAGCUGCAUGGUCUAAAUGAGUAUCCAAGUAAUGACUGGCACUUUUACUCCAUUGUCAAUUUGCAUCUUGUAAGUUCUAAUUCCUACAGUGUGUAUAUAUAUAAUAACAUGAUCUUUUUGAAUUUUUAUUGAAUGAUCCAUAUGCUCAAUUGUUUGAUUUU
Zingiber officinale is the source of this 1437-nucleotide messenger RNA. RefSeq names its product thioredoxin-like protein 4B. Gene Ontology annotation, biological process: mRNA splicing, via spliceosome. The record is from RefSeq and is a predicted model, not a curated record. Bases 782 to 1240 code for a protein of 152 amino acids. The transcript is spliced from 5 exons. Lineage: Eukaryota; Viridiplantae; Streptophyta; Magnoliopsida; Zingiberales; Zingiberaceae. Gene Ontology annotation, cellular component: spliceosomal complex; U5 snRNP; NSL complex.